CGCGUGCGUGCGUACACCCGCGGCAACCGCAUUUCCCAAAACCAGGCACCGCAAUUCUCUCCCGACAGCUCACACCGAGCGGACGUGUGUGCGUAUAGCAACAGCAAGGUGGCGUUGCGCGUCGGUCAAUUGUUUUGUUUUGGUAGCCUCGUUUUUGGCGUGGUGCAGCCAGAAGCAAAAGUGCUUAAUUAAAACAGUUCUAGUGUGGUGAAACAAUUGAACGUUUCAUUGUGUGCUGCAGAUCAGGUUAUCUGUCACAGGGGGUGUCACUUUCACUCCGGAAGAUUAUUAACCUGCCAGCGCCUACUGUGCGUGUGUGUUGUGUUUGGCGUGUGUUGUGCUGCUGUCACACUGGUUGAGGUGGUGUUAAUUGAUCCGAUACGAGUGUGCCCGUUUGGUGCGAAUCACCUGCCAGUCCGCAACACAAAGCCCGACAAUUCCGACAAUCCGUGCUGAAUCGAAUCGGCCCUGUUUUAUUGCUAGUUUGAAGUGAAAUUUCGUCAUCCGCAGACGAGUGUUCACACAGCUACCGCUGGGAGUAGUUCGCUGUUUUGUGUGUGCGUGUGUGUGCUUGUGAAGGGAAGCCGGGCUUGUGUUUACAGUUUACGGGCAAUUUACUGGUCCCGGAAACGGUCGAUUUCCAACGAGGCCAACAGUUUAACAGCGAAACAGUUUCGGAGAAGGUGUGUCUCAUUCCGAUUCUCGAUUCUCGACAACUGUGUGUGACCCGCUCCCUAAACCCCUUCUUCGCGUGUACCGUCGAACCCCCGUGAAUGUCACCGUCCAAAGUUUGUCGACCAAAGCCUUUCACCUAAGCUGCUGCUGCUGCUGCUGCUACUACCGUUGUCCAGUGCUUCUGGUGUCCGCAAAACGAAAGCCUCCGGUACAGGAAAAUGAAUAAGAACAGUGGUCAGAACGUUCGUAUCAUGCUGUCAUUUUAUUAGCAAGUCGCUGGAACACGCACAGCACACAGACAUCAAGAACAGCUGUCAAAAAACGCGCAAAGCAACAAGUUAGCGAGCCUCGGAGUAAAGUGGGAACACAACAACACAAACACACCUCUGACUUCCCUCCGCUAGCUUUACGCUUAUUAAACAGCGAUGGCCCAUUUUUCGAUCACCGAAAUGCCGGACCUGAAGGUGACGGAUACGUUCCCGAAGAGUGGCCGUGUAACGGAAGUUUGCAAAGAAUGGUUGGUCCGGGAGGAUGGUGCCUUAGCCUAUCAGCUGCAGAACCAAGAGAUUAGCGAACAUUACAAGGGCAAUAAACAGCGCAACCAAAUCGUGCGACAGGAUUUCCCGACGGCCCUGUCGGAGCAGAUACGCGAGAAGGAGGAUGCCGAACGGCAGGCCGCUCUUUACCAUCAGAUGAUCAACGAGCAAGAAGAAAUGGACGCGAAGGUAGCUCGGGAUAUUGCGGAACAACUGAACCGUGAGGCUCAAGCCAAGCGACAGAUGGAGCUACAGCGUGGCGAGCUUUUGGCUCGUAAACUACAGGAGCAAGCCGUUAUAGGCGAUCGACGACAGCCGCCCAGCAGUGCUGGCCACUCCGCACGUCAGCCGCAGGAUCCAAAUCCCUUCCCACUGCCACCACGAACACAUCCAAAGCCAAAGCCGCCGGGUGUGAGCAACGGUGCUCCGGAGCUACCCGCCAGUUCCAACUUUAUGGCCCACUCUCCACCACCACCUCCGGCACAAAGCAAUGAACCGGGACUGCAUUACGCUUCGCUAGAUCUGAACGCACCGAAGCGACCACCACCUCAGCCAGUGUUCCAGAAUGGGCGCGCGGGUGGGACUAGCUUCCAGGAAUCGUUUCCACCACCGGAUCAACAGCGCCCACCGGCAGCAAACUUUAAUCAGUAUUCGGACGAUGAAGAGCCGCCCAUUCCAUCCGGUGGUGCGUACGCCAACAUAAACCUUCACUCGCACACACCGGAAAAGAAGCAACCACCGCUUCCACCUGCAACUGCGCUGUCGUACCGGCAAGCAGCGCGAUCGAUUCUCUCCCCUCCACAAACACCCCAAACCACCGAUAAUGUGGACAGCGUACGCCCGUACUACAUGCCGGUGGCGAACGAUGACUUCCAGUAUCAGUACCCGCUGCCUCCGACGGUUAACGAUAUAUCUGGUUCGUCGGGUAGAUCUGGUGUGACCCGUUACGGCCCUAACAACAUCGUACCGACAGCAGAGGCUGACUAUCAGAACAAUACGAACUUCAACAAGAUGUCACCGGAGAAGUAUAUCGCACCGGCACAAGCAGCAAGUCGUACCGUACCCGACCCGUCGUUCGAUGGUGGAGUUCCUCACACGCGCCGAAGCGAGGCACCACCGUUACAGCGAACGGCGAACCCAAUCAACUACAAUCUGUACGAUGACGAUGAUAUUGAGGAAGGGCUGGCAGGGGCCAGCAGCAGUGGCACCUUCACAGCAACACCACUCCAUCAGCUGGCAGGACAUCCGGCUUCGGACGCAGCACCGGGACCCAGCCAUCGGUAUGCGAAUGGUGGAGCUACCCCGAAAGGUGUACUUCAUCCGCACCAUCAUUCGCAUCAUCCGUACACUGCUGGCGGUGCGAUCUACCAGAACCAACCACACUCAUCGCAUGCCUCGCCGAGUCACUCGAAAAACAGCAGCUACGACAAGACGGAUCGUAUUCGAACGCUGCAAGAUCUUGGACUGCCGCCGGACGAGAUACAGGAGAUCGAUAUGCGGCUCGAGCAGGAGUUGCGUGAUGCGGAAUUGGCCCGAAAGCUGCAGGAAGAGGAAGGUGGCCCGGUGGAUCAGGAAUUUAUCGAUCGCAAGUACGCGAUGGAAGCGCAAGAUAAGGAGCUCGCCAAAAUGCUGCAGGAACGUGAACGGGCCAAAGCAAAGCGCGCUCGCGAGAAGGCCCGGCUAAAGAAGGAGCAACGGUUGCAGCAACAGAAGCCGGGGCAACGGGCCGACGGUGCCGUAUCGGAGGAAGAUCCGGCGGUUGCGUUCGGUGAGGGUGGUUCUUCCCCCGGUGCUGCUACUGCUGCUGCUGGUGGUGGUGAUGAAGAUGCUCAUGGUGCAAUCGUUGAUGCUUCCUACUCGAACCCGAUCGAUAUGUUGCAGCAGCAGCAGCAGCAGCAACAACAGCAACCACGUCCCCCAAAGCUUAUCUCCCCCACCGGAUCCGCUGCCGGUGCGAGAGGCUAUUACGGACCACCGGUUCCGGUACCAGCCACCGAACAUCCGCUACACAAUCAUCAUCACGCCCAGGGCAGCAUAUCGUCACACGGUUCGGGAUCGGGCAGCGUCAACGGUAGCCAUCAGCAUCCACAGCAAGCAAUCGCGGAUGAAAAUUACUCCAAUCCGAUCGAUAUGAUAAGGCAGCAGAAACAGCAGCAACAGCUACUGUUCCAGCAACAGCAACUCCUGCAGCAGCAGCAGCAACGUGGUGGACCCAACCUAAAGCUAUCGGCUAACGUGCAACGGUUGGUGGAGAACGGUCGAAAGGAGGAUGAAAUCUACGUGCUGCCCGUGUCGCAGGAAGAUCUUCCAGCUGUUGAGCUGCAGCGAACUCCUCCGAGACCUGGCACGCAACCGCCAAACGGAGGACGAUUGGUUGCUUCGCCUGGUUCGAGAAAUCAAUACUUGGACGAUAAUAUUGCCGCCAAGAUUGAUCCAACAUUCGGUGGCACGGGAAUGGGACACUCACCGACCUCCACUGGAACGUCCUCAUCCGUCGUAAACGCAUCGCAGCCAGAUAUCCUCGAAUUCUCUGACCCCGGUUCCUCUAGUCCAGUGCCGCCACCGUACAUGCCGAUACAGGGAACACGCCGCACUAACGCACCGGACGGGAAGAAGCGCAAAUCGAAGGAACGCUGCGCUCAACAAUAGUGCCCCCCCCCACUCACUGCCGCGAACAGAAUGACCGUUUCGAUCGCAUUUAGAAGCCCCCCCGAGCCCCCGGUUUGGUGCUGAUACUCAGGAUCGAUUUUUGAUAUGAAUAUGAAAACCGUCUAACAUUUGCAUUAUCGGAUAAGUGCGUAACAGAGUUGACGAGAACUGGGGUGAGCGUGGUUGUAAAUCUCGCUCGCCGUAUAUUUAUCGAAUGUUAGGGAGUUUGUUUCUUUAUUCCCGUGUGUCUUAUACAGAUAUUAUCGGCACCGCUAUUGGUGUUUGCGCGGCUCAGUGAAUGAAGGUGUGUUCUUUGUGUAAUAAAAGUGGAAAGUGAAGUGAAUUGAAAUAUUUAAA
Anopheles stephensi (Asian malaria mosquito) is the source of this 4217-nucleotide messenger RNA. RefSeq lists its product as uncharacterized. Bases 1101 to 3860 code for a protein of 919 amino acids. The record is from RefSeq and is a predicted model, not a curated record. NCBI's taxonomy places the organism in Eukaryota, Metazoa, Arthropoda, Insecta, Diptera, Culicidae. The transcript is spliced from 8 exons.